UGCCAGUGUUGCACGGAACUGUGGGAGUUGGCAGACCUUCCAACGCUCUUGACGAAGAACGAGAGUUUACAGAGCAACGUGAUUACGUAACGUGCCAAGGGGGUAAUUUGCAACGUUUGCUGCUGACUGUUUGAGCAACGCCUCGUCCCUUUGGCAUCCAGUUGAUUUAGUAAGAUAUUCUUCGAAACGACGACAGCAAAGCACUUUCACAGCUGACAACAGUUUGCAUUGCAUGUUUCAAGACGGCGUCGAGCUGACACCGUAAGCAGUUUAACAUAGGUGAGAAGGUGGAGAAAGGCUAUAGGCAGACCCAUGGCCGCAGUGCAUCACCCAGGGUGCCCGCACAGGGACUCACUAUACUGGGAUGAAACAGAGUGCCUGAACUACUAUGGGAUGUUAUCUCUCCAUGAGGUCUUCGAAAUAGUUGGCUGUCAGCUGACAGAGACUGACAUUGAGGUGUUGUCAUUCCUUCUGGAUGAAACCUGUCCUGCACCACACCCUCUUGAGCCAACAGGUUGGACAGUUGAGCCCCAUGGGGGUGAUCAGGAUGACUUGGGUGUGUCCCCAAGUCCUCAGCUGCUAAAGGCCUGGAUGCGAUUAAAGCCUCGGGGCUCCCAGCAUCCCUUAGUGGCCUCAUGUAAGCCCAAGAGUGGCCUUGAACUGUUGUUGGAGCUGGAGAAGCGAGGAUAUCUCAGUGAUGGCAACCUGGAGCCACUACUGCAACUACUGAGAGUCCUCACUCGUCAUGACCUACUGCCUUUAGUGUCCCACAAGAAAAGGAGGACAGUAUCUCCAGAGAGAAUUGGACAGAGGUUUGGAAGCGAGAACAGAGAGUUGAUGUUCGCCUCUGGGAUGCAGCACAGCUACAGACAGACAGAAAUGCCUCUUCCAUCUUUCACACAGCACUUGAGAACCGGUGUUUACCCUCCGAUGCCUGGGCCAGCUGCUAGGAGGAAGAGGAAGAAGAGAGGAAAUGGCUGGACCCGCAGGCCCAAGAAAAUAAUCAGACAGGUCCCGCCGCUGCCUCCACCCCCACGACCACACAAAGUAUCCUGCGAUAUCCGACUCCGUGUCCGUGCCGAAUACCUGGAGCACGAUUCGGCACUGCGUGAGGGUGUCUCCUCGGACAAACGGCAGCCCCUGGAGCGGCAGUUUGAGUUGUUCAGCCAGGCCGACUUGCUGCUUCGUUCCAGAGACCUUGGUUCCAUUGUGUGCGACAUCAAGUUCACAGAGCUGGACAACCUGGAGGCCUUCUGGGGUGACUACCUGAGCGGAGCUCUGCUGGAGGCCUUGAAGGGAGUCUUCAUCACUGAUUCCCUGAGGAUGGCAGCAGGCACGGAGGGCGUCCGCCUGCUGAUCAGUGUGGACCAGGAUGACUACGAGCAGGGCCGAAUGCUGCUGAAAGCUAGGAGAAGGCUGUCAUCCAGUAAUGGUGGGCGCGCAGAGAGUCACUGGGCUGUAUAGGCUGAUAAGACUCUUUGGGGUGUAUUAUACUAACUUAGAUGGUUUAUUAGGGAGUGCUAUCAAAGGUAAUGGUGAUGUGAAUUUUCCAAAGGCCUUCUUUUUGUAGCCGCAUUUCAUGUAAUAACCACUAGAUGGCAGCACUUACCAUUGGUUGAUUAGGUACAUUACAGGCCAUACAUUUUCAGAAUUGUCACUUUUUCCUUGAAACUUGACCAUAAUUUGUGAAAGAUAACUUUAAUAAUGGAUCAAUGUGCUCUCCCUUGGGAUUUAUGCACAGGUGCUACUUCGUAGGACACCAGGAUGAAAAAGGAUGUAUCAAGUUUUCUCCUUAGUCUCAGUGAGAACAGGAUCAAGCAAGCCUGUGCCAAAAGACCCGGUAAGCACCUCAUAACAUUAUCAGGGUUAAAUCAAUUAUGUUACGACAACUGCUGCAUACCAAGUGAUAGAGCAUACAUCAAAUAACUAUAAAGUGUUGACACAUUGAUGCAUUCAUGCUCAUGUGAGGUCAAGGUUGAGGCGGUGUAGACAUACAUGUACACAGAUUCAAAUUGAUCGUUGUAAUCGUUUGUUGAUGGUUUUGUCCUCAUUUAUGCUCAAUGUGGGCAUAAAGAUUCCAAGAUGGCUCUGGAAAUGAUCACUAUACAAACUGACCAUUAUACACAACAAAUCAUGCUUUACCGUUGAAACGGUCACUUGGAUAUCAUUGACAUGUUAUACUUGAAGAAAAACGUUUAUGUUAACUGGCACUUUUCUUUAUCAAAACUAAUUUAAAAGACAAAGAAACACUCCAAGAAAAGUUUCUGAUCUUUAAAAAUGUGCAAGAGAAUUGAACACAAUUGGAAAAAGUUGGCUUUUCUCAGGAAAGAUUGACCCCUGAGUCCAACUUUGGAGAGCCUAGCCUACGCAUAAUACACCUAGAUAACAAACACUGGGAUCCUCAGCCCUGUGUGCCACGAUAACCCGACUUGUGAUUGCGGUGGUCAGUGGAUACGGCAGUUGCCAGUAGAUGACAGCAGUGAUUAGGGCUAGGCCUCAGCAGACCAUGGAAGAUUCAUCAUCCCAAGCUUGUCAACAGCAACCCAGGAUAAUGCAAUGGCAGCUUGUGUCCGGGCUUCCAGCUAGGCCUCAGCUAGUGCUUCUCUCAGCAAGUAAAGCACAGGACAGUGCGUCGGUCAAUAGAAGUGAUGUUGGGGAGAUCAAAAUCAAAAGUGCACAUCCCAGCUCCACUCAGCCCUGCUAUGUAGGCCCAGUAGAGUGGCUCACGGACAGCUGUCUACUCACCCUGCUGGAACUAAUGCCUGGACUUCACUCAUAGAAGACGAUCAAUAAGGCCCCUCCUCUAAGUCCCUUCAUACAGGCACGACUUAAGCAGGCAGACUUGCUACUGUCUGAAGUGCAGGACGCUGCGGGGCCAGGCAGAGGGAGGGACAAUGGACAUAUUUCCAUCUUUACUUUAUUGUGUUUUUGAUACUGACUUUGUUUAAAUAUAAUUAUAUUGUUAAUAUGAGGAAAAAAAAACUAAUUCAGGGGAAAAUUUUGCUAAAGAAAAAUUUCUUUUGGUAUGCCAAUUCUUUUUUGUGGAAUUCUUUAUAUAUUGUAUAUUAUUUCGGGUGAAUAAUAAAGGUGUGAUGGCCUUAAAA
Molecule: messenger RNA, 3104 nt
Organism: Plectropomus leopardus (leopard coralgrouper)
Lineage: Eukaryota; Metazoa; Chordata; Actinopteri; Perciformes; Serranidae
Gene: dedd2
Product: death effector domain containing 2
Biological process (GO): regulation of apoptotic process; apoptotic process; extrinsic apoptotic signaling pathway via death domain receptors
Cellular component (GO): nucleolus
Molecular function (GO): DNA binding; protein binding
Source: RefSeq, a predicted model, not a curated record